Molecule: messenger RNA, 726 nt
Organism: Entrophospora candida
Lineage: Eukaryota; Fungi; Glomeromycota; Glomeromycetes; Entrophosporales; Entrophosporaceae
Source: the annotation of a GenBank genome assembly
AUGUCUUUUGAUGAACAAGAAUGGAAAGACGUCGUGCCAAUUCCGCAAGACGAUGGUCCUAAUCCAUUAGCACCAAUAAAUUAUGAUCCAGAGUACUCUCGUAUAAUGGAUUAUUUUAGAGCAAUUUCUCGAAAAGAAGAAUAUAGUGAAAGGGCUCUAAAGUAUUAUCGUCAAAAAAUUUUGUUUGCUUUGAAUAGCAAUUUGUAUGAAGAACUGGAAUAUGUUAAAAAUCAAAUACUUGAAAAUCCCAAAAAUUAUCAACUUUGGCAUCAUCGACAUGUAAUUGUUGAAAAACUUGAGGAUCAUUCAUCGGAAAUAUCAUUCAUCGAAGAUGUACAAUGGGUUAUUAAAUCAUUUAAUCUUUGGGACGAGGAAUUUUUAUAUUUGGACACGCUUUUAGAUGAUGAUAUAAGAAAUAAUUCUGCAUGGAAUCAAAGAUACUUUGUUUUAUUUCAUAAUCCUAGAGAACCAUCCGAUGAUUUGAUUUCUCGUGAAAUAAACUAUGCAAUAUCUAAAAUUAAAAUAACACCAAACAAUAUAAGUCCUUGGAAUUAUGUUAAAGGAGUUAUUGCAAAAUCUAAUCAGGAAAUAGACAUUUUAGAAAGUUUGUGUAAAGAACUUAUUGAAAAGGAAAAUAUUUCUCCUCAUGCACUUGGUUGUUUAGUAAAUAUUUAUGAAAGACGUGCAAAACUUGGAUUUGAAAAAGACAAGGAUGAAGGAAUUAAG